CCGGAAGCGAAAGUGCAGCUUCGGUGCGGAAGCUAACCGCUAAAUGGAGCCGUGUUUUGUCCGCAGCCAUGUAUAAGGAAUUAGCUCGAUAUUGACUACAAAAGCAGCUCGUUUGUUCACUCGCUACUCGGCAAAUUUGCUUCCUUAUGAGUGGCGUGCAUUAUUUCUGUUUUUGCGCGAGCGAUUACAGCCUGUUUGUUACGUCACCUAGAGGCAUGCAUUGCCUCUGAUUCUCUUUCGUCUUAUUUAUAGGACUUCGGGGCAUAAGGUUUGGGACCUGUUUAGAAUUGAAACCAUCAGUUUGCGGGACACAUUUUAGCCAUGACGACAGAUCUGUUGGCAGACCUGGAUACGCGAUUCUUCGCCGACAACCUGCUAACCAGCGACGACUGGGAUGCCUGCCUGUAUCAGUGCGAGAGCAUGGACGAGAGUGAGGACACCGCGUCACACCCAGCAUCAGAACAUAACUCACCGUUUGACCUGGUUCUCACCCUUGACCCGGAUAACCCCACGUCGCCAUGGCAACAUCUGGACGACCAUCUACUUACAGUCAAAGAGGAAGUGAUCCACACAGAUGCGCCAACUAUAGCCCCGCCCCUUCCGAUGGAUGCACUGUUCCAGGUCAAAGCCGAGCCGGCCUCGCCAGCUUCCUCGUUGGAUUCCGACUGUUCAGUGCUGUCAGAUACUCAGGUGUCGGUGAAAAGCGAGGAUCCGCCGACACCGCCCUACAUGUACGGUGACGUUCUGGCCCCCCCGCUGGGUUCCAUGGAGGUCACCGUGGCGACUUCUCCACCGAUGCCUGCAGCUGGGCUUGUGACGAACAGCUUCGUCUCCGUCAUGAGCAGCAAGCCUCCGGCCAUCCAGCCCCGGCCGGCGUGUGUGGUCCCUCAGACCCCUCAGCCCACCAAGACCCUCAUCCUGCAGAGUGUCACUGCCCUUGACCAGAGCCGCCCAGUCGUCCUGUCUCCGCCCAUAUGUCUGGCGUCAGCUCCGCCUCUCGUCAAGCUGGAGCCUGUCAAUCACAGCAUCCCUACGGCACCAGCCCCUAGCAAGUCCAUCGUCCCGGCCACCAGCGCUGCCUCUCCUCCAUCGUCCAGUAAUGGCCUCGAUAUGAAGGUUCUGAAGAGGCAGCAGCGGAUGAUAAAGAACCGUGAGUCUGCAUGUCAGUCCAGGAAGAAAAAGAAGGAAUAUCUGCAGAACCUGGAGAGCCAGCUGAGAGAGGCGCAGCAGGAGAUCCAGCGCUUACGCCAGGAGAACCAGGCUUUAAGGCAAAGCCUGGCUGGAAAAGAGAGUGGCGAGUCCAACAGGAAAACGCUCUGCGUACUAGUUCUGUUGCUGGUGAUGACGUUCAGCUUCGGACCGGUCAGCAUCACAGACAAGAAGUUGCCAACCAGCCUCCAGGAAGGCUCAGUGUCAUACACAGGGCGCCACCUGCUGGAGAUCGGGCGGCUGCCAGGACAGGAGGAGCAGCAGCAGCAGGUGACGCCGAUAACAGCAAACAGAGCAGAAGAGAAGAUGGAGGCAGAGGAGGAAGGAGAGGCGGACGGAUUCACCGCCGACACCUACCAGUUCAGGAAUCUGAGCGACGUGUUUGGCGACAUGAAGGAGCUGGUGCUGCAGGAUAUCGACCGCUACUUCUCCUCGCCGGACUGCAGGCAGUUCAAUCGCUCCGAGUCACUGAGGCUGGCUGACGAGCUGAGGGGAUGGGUUCAGCGGCACCAGAUCGGCCGUAAGAAGUCCGGGGGUAAACUCAAGUCCCCCAAGAAGGCGAAGACCACCCAGAAACUCCCUCCGAGGAAGAGCAACUUCUCCAGAUACCUGCCCUCUCAUGCCCACCGGUCGAUCGAAAGCCACCUUCAGGUGGUGUCCUCACCCGAGGUCACGUACAGCGAGUUCCUGGACGCCAUCGAUCGCCGCGAGGACACAUUCUACGUGGUCUCAUUCAGAAGGGACCACCUGCUGUUGCCCGCCAUCAGCCACAACAAGACCAGUCGACCCAAGAUGUCCCUGGUCAUGCCCGCCAUGGCCGUGAACGAGAGUCUCUACGAAUCCACCCAGGGCUACGAGAUGAUGAUGCAGGUGGACUGCGAGGUGAUGGACACGCGCAUCGUCCCCAUCAAGUCAUCGGCCGUCCCACCCUCUCUGCGCGACGCACCGCCAUCCCCGCCCUCGCCUCACCAUCACCAUAGCAACCACAGCGCCCUCCGAGGACGACACCCGUCCCCAGCAUCUCGACGGAUGGCGGACUACCUCAUCAGCCAAUCAGAGGGCGCCUAACUGACUGUGAAGAGCAAAAAAAUUAAUAUAUGAAAAUAUUAGUUUAAUAGUCGAGUCGCACUUAGAAAUCCAGCUGCGUCUCCAGCAGGUUUCACCGCAUCAUUUCUUAUUUAAUAGUUGUAAAUAUUUGAUAUUUUUUACUUUUCUUUAAAUGUAAAAAAUGUGUUGGAUUAAAAAAAAAAAAAAAAAGCUGAGAUGGUGCUUUUAGCAUGCCAACGCCUUGGAGGGACUGUGCACAUAAUUCUUGAGGAUUUUAUGAAGUUUUUGUCACCAGGACUUUUUUUCUACGAGGGAAUUAAAAGAUGGCAAUUUGACAGUGUAAAAAUGAGCCAAUAAAAGACGACAGACAAGA
Molecule: messenger RNA, 2629 nt
Organism: Synchiropus splendidus (mandarinfish)
Lineage: Eukaryota; Metazoa; Chordata; Actinopteri; Syngnathiformes; Callionymidae
Gene: atf6b
Product: activating transcription factor 6 beta
Exons: 16
Coding region: 322-2277 (651 amino acids)
Biological process (GO): regulation of transcription by RNA polymerase II; endoplasmic reticulum unfolded protein response
Cellular component (GO): nucleus
Molecular function (GO): DNA-binding transcription factor activity, RNA polymerase II-specific; RNA polymerase II cis-regulatory region sequence-specific DNA binding
Source: RefSeq, a predicted model, not a curated record